This is a messenger RNA of Camelina sativa (false flax), 783 nucleotides long. The record is from RefSeq and is a predicted model, not a curated record. NCBI's taxonomy places the organism in Eukaryota, Viridiplantae, Streptophyta, Magnoliopsida, Brassicales, Brassicaceae.
UCUCACUCUCUAUAAAUAGACUCUGCAUGGCUCUCACUCUCUCCUCACCAAAAAACCUUGAGCCAAAUAAUCAAUAACCUCCUUAAACUUUCUCGAUCGCUUUUUUUUGCUUCAAGAAAAUUAAAAAUGCAAUACCAGACAGAAUCGUGGGGAUCAUACAAGAUGAACAAGAUAGGGUUCGGCGGUGUGGGGAUGGUGGCUGACACUGCAGGUCUGCUUCGCAUAGAGUCUCUGGCGGCAGAGAGCGCUGUGGUGAUAUUCAGCGUGAGCACGUGCUGCAUGUGCCACGCCGUGAAGGGUCUCUUCCGAGGAAUGGGCGUCAGCCCCGCCGUCCACGAGCUCGACCUCCACCCCUACGGCGGCGACAUCCAGCGAGCCCUCAUCCGUCUCCUCGGCUGCUCCGGCGCCUCUUCUCCCGGGUCUCUUCCGGUCGUCUUCAUCGGCGGUAAACUUGUUGGAGCUAUGGACAGAGUCAUGGCUUCCCACAUCAACGGCUCUCUCGUUCCUCUUCUCAAAGACGCCGGCGCUCUCUGGCUUUAAUGAUUGAUACCUCCCUCCCUUGUGCUUUUCUUUCUUUUUCUUUUUGUGAGCUAGCUAUCUCUAAUUAAUGUCUUAAGAGAAUGAGAUGAGGAAGUUAAUUAGGAAAAAACUAAAAUCGAUCGAUGACAGGUUAGGUUUUAUAUAUAGUUUGUAAUUAGAGAGACUUGUGCGUUUGUUUUAAAGCUCACCUUUGUCUCCUAUCUAUUAGAUCCUUUCAUAUCGAAUCAAAGACAGUUCUUGUUA